Messenger RNA from Sapajus apella (tufted capuchin), 1156 nucleotides. RefSeq names its product HLA class II histocompatibility antigen, DR beta 3 chain-like. The record is from RefSeq and is a predicted model, not a curated record. Lineage: Eukaryota; Metazoa; Chordata; Mammalia; Primates; Cebidae. Gene Ontology annotation, cellular component: MHC class II protein complex; lysosomal membrane; late endosome membrane. Gene Ontology annotation, molecular function: MHC class II protein complex binding. Gene Ontology annotation, biological process: immunoglobulin production involved in immunoglobulin-mediated immune response; immune response; antigen processing and presentation of exogenous peptide antigen via MHC class II.
CUCCCUGAAUGAGACUUACCUGCUGCUCUGGCACCUAGUCCUGUCCUGUCGUCCAGCAUUGUGUGUCUGAGGCUCCUGCAUGGCAGCGCUGAUAGUGACACUGAUAGCGCUAAGCUCCCCACUGGCUUUGGCUGGGGACACACGACCACGUUUCUUGGAGCUGCUUAAGUCUGAGUGUCGUUUCUUCAACGGGACGGAGCAGGUGCGGUUCCUGGAAAGACACAUCUAUAACCAGGAGGAGUUCCUCGUCUUCGACAGCCACGUGGGGGAGUACCGGGCGGUGACCGCGCUGGGGCGGCCUGAAGAAGCCUGGAACCGCCGGAAGGAACUCCUGGAGCUGAAGCCGGUCCAGGUGGACAACUGCAGACACAACUCAGGGAUUGAGAGCUUCGCAGUGGGGAGGAGAGUCCAACCUCAGGUGACUGUGUAUCCUGCAAAGACCCAGCCCCUGCAGCACCACAGCCUCCUGGUCUGCUCUGUGAGUGGGUUCUAUCCAGGCAGCAUUGAAGUCAGGUGGUUCCGGAACGGCCAGGAAGAGAAGGCUGGGGUGGUGUCCACAGGCCUGAUCCAGAAUGGAGACUGGACCUUCCAGACCCUGGUGAUGCUGGAAACAGUUCCUCAGAGUGGAGAGGUUUACACCUGCCAAGUGGAGCACCCAAGCGUGAUGAGCCCUAUCACAGUGCAAUGGAGAGCACAGUCUGAAUCUGCACAGAGCAAGAUGCUGAGUGGAGUCGGGGGCUUUGUGCUGGUCCUGCUCUUCUUGGUGCAGGGCUGUUCAUCUACUUCAGGAAUCAGAAAGGACGUUCUGCACUUCGGCCAUUAGGACUCCUGAGCUGAAGGAAAGAUGACCACAUUCAAGGAAGAACCUUCUGCCCAGCUUUGCAGGAUGAAAAGCUUUCACGCUUGGCUGUUGUUCUUCCACAAGAGAGAGCUUUCUCAGGACCUGGCUGCUACUGGUUCAGCAACUCUGCAGAAAUGUCCUCCCUUGUGGCUUCCUCAGCUCCUGCGCUUGGCCUGAAGGCCCAGCAUUGAUGUCUAUGCCUCAAGGUCAACUUUUGUGCUCCUCUUUACCUAACCCUACAACCUCCCAUGUGUCUGUACUCACCCUGUGCCACAAACAUGUUACAUGAUUAAAUUUUUCACAAACAUGGAGUUA